AUGAAUAAGCCUACUGAAACUAAUGUAACCAAUAUACAUAAUCAGCCUACUAUAGCUCUCCGACGGGGCAGGAGCAAAGGAAAGAUUAACAUAACAAGCGAAACACUUACCAACAUAAAUUCUAAAACCAAUAAUGCCAGCACUUCUAAUUCUAAUGGAAAUAAUGUAAAUUCUACAAAUACUCGACCUCUUAUGACGCUUCGAAGAGGCAGGAGCAGAGGAAUGAAUAAUGUAACAAGCGAAGCUCCUACCAACAUCAAUUCUGAAACCAAUUAUGCUGGUACUGCUAAUUCUAAUGGAAUCAAUGUAGAUACUACAAAUGAUCAAUCUACUAUAACCCUUCGAAGGGGCAGGAGCAAAGGAAAGAUUGAUGCAUCAAUAAUUGAAGGUUCAUCAAAUUCUUUAAGAAAAAGAAAAGCAACCGAAAAUGAACAACAACCGAAUCAAAAACGUGGCCGAGGAAGGCCACGAAAAAACAUUCAACCUAUUCAACCUCAACUACAACAGCCAUCAACACAGCAAAAACCCACACAAAGCGGUAAAGAUAAUGAGAAUGAUAAGGAUGUGAAAGAAGAAGUCCCUUUUGGGACAAGAACACAAACUUUAUUACAGGAACGAGAAGUAUCAACUGGGGAAGAAAAUGAAAUUACUCGAAUUGCAAUUAGAGCGAAAUUAUACUGUUUGAAUGUUCAGGAAUGGAAAGAAAGAGGAGUUGGAAUUCUAAGACUAAAUUAUUCAAAAAAUAAUGAAAAUUCUCCUCGAUUAGUUAUGCGUUCCGAAAACGUACUAAAAGUGAUCUUAAAUGUUGCAUUAUUUCAUGGAAUGCAAGUUGAAAGAUCACAAGAUAAAUUUGUAAGAAUCUUUGCCUUUGAGGAUAAGCUCGUUCAUCUGGCUAUUAAGUUACCCAAUUCCAAUGAAGCAGAUGAAUUAUAUGAAGCCAUAAUGAAUGCAAUUCCUCCAUCUCAAAAUCAACCACUUCCUAAUAUAACUUCAGAAAUGUCAUUUUGA
Messenger RNA from Diversispora eburnea, 1008 nucleotides. Lineage: Eukaryota; Fungi; Glomeromycota; Glomeromycetes; Diversisporales; Diversisporaceae. The record is from the annotation of a GenBank genome assembly.